Messenger RNA from Rodentolepis nana, 426 nucleotides. NCBI's taxonomy places the organism in Eukaryota, Metazoa, Platyhelminthes, Cestoda, Cyclophyllidea, Hymenolepididae. The record is from the annotation of a GenBank genome assembly.
AUGGACGACGUAUUUGAUUCUACAAUUGAUGAUAAGUGUGCAGAAAUGGAAUUAGCUAAUCAGGAAUGGGCAAAGAAGAUGCAUGAUAUCACGAUUACUGGGGAACGCGAAGCGUUGUCCGAUGCUUUUGAAACCCGUUUAGCUGAAGUGUUCGAUAAUGGAUUGAAUACUGGAUUCGAGGUUACGAAGGAUUUCGGGAUACUGGAAGGUCGUCUCCUCUUUCUUAAAUCCAAAUGCUCCAGGGAUGAUUCAAUUGAAAAACUCUUGUCUAACUUGCGGUCUGUUGUAGCUGAUGUGAUUCGAGAAUUGGCCUUUAACAAACAAUAUUUCAAUUCACUUGGCCGACAAAACCUUCCUCCUGAUAUCAUCGCAAGGGCGAAUGCUGUAAAAGAUGAAGUGAUAGCUUUCAUAAGGUCCCACAAGUAA